Molecule: messenger RNA, 3604 nt
Organism: Amoebophrya sp. A25
Lineage: Eukaryota; Dinophyceae; Syndiniales; Amoebophryaceae
Source: the annotation of a GenBank genome assembly
GAUGCAGUGACGUUUUUGAUAGGCCGUUCGCUGUUGUUCCAGAUGUCGAACGUGUACAUUCUGCUGUUCGCUGCGUGCUUUUCUGCCUUGCGGAAUCUUGGGGAAUUAGGUGGCAAGUGGCAGGAGAUCUUGAUAGUCUUCGGUCAGAGCAAUCCGGAAGAUGAAGAAGAAGGUGCGGGCGCUUGGGUCAGAUUGUUGUUGUUAUGAUGGCUCCGAAGAAAUGAAGCUUUGUUUAGUCUCCCAAAUAGUACAUGUAAGACUAUGCGAGACUCAUGCCAUGCCAUGCCAAUGAAGCUUUAUAGACACCAGCAGCUACUAUUUAUACAUCGAGCUUCGCGGAUACUACCUAAAUUGAUGAAUCCUCUUCACAGGAGAGAGAUUACUUAUGCUCCUUUUCUACGCAUGAGGUAAGGUGUUCCGGGCGAUCUUCAUUAUGUUGAAUCAAUGAUCUACUACGCAAGAAGAACAUGAUCAACAAGUUGUUUUACGUCAUCCACACAUCUAACUCCCCGCAUGCUAGACACUGUUGGAGCAGUAUCUGUGCAACUUCCUUGGUCGUUGGAAGUAGACUACCGUGUGCUAGCCUUGGAGAACUGGGACCUCCUGACGAAUCCGGACUGUGGUGGGGACAAGAAUCGCCCGUUCCCGCAACGUAGUGACACGACGGUUAAAAUCUGCUUUUUGAAUACGCAAUUGAAGGUCCGCUCUGUGCCCAAAGCCUUCGAGCUCUACCACAAAUACGUAUAUUUUCAGCAUACGGAUAAUUUGGUAUCACCGGAGAUGGUUCUCGAGGGAAAUCCUUCAGCGGAGCAAAGUAUACGGGCUGCUGCCUUGAGUCCAAUAGGGUCUCCGGUUGCGUCAGGGUCGCCUGUGAUUCUGUCGCCGUCUGGAGGUGGGCAUGGGAGGGAUAGUCUUAUGGAGUAGGAGGUUAUUAUUCGUGAAGAUGAUGGGUUCCUGUAAAAUAGAAGUACUUAUGUUUGACCCCACGUCGGCGAAGCUCAUAUAAGUUGUAUCUAAUAGUGCCAAUGCCGCAACCCUGUCGAUGAAUCUGUCGAAUAUGAGCACUGGUGGGCAUCCGAGAAAUAGCCCUACCAAUUCUAUGAAUGUCCCGAUGGAGCAGCAAGGUCGCUAUGUGACGGCAGUCGGAGGCAUUGCUUCGCCAGCAGGAUCUCAGACUGCGAUUGCAGGUUACGGUAAAACUGAUAGUAGAUUAGUAAGAGAAGUGCACUCGACGUUCACUGUGAGUAUGGCUUCACUUUUAAAGAGAAGAUGGUAGUUUGACACGUAUAAUACGAAUCGCCUGUGCUUUUUUUAGAGAGGUGACGAGACCUCCUGUCUCAGUUUCUUCUAAAGAUCUGCUUACGUGGCCGAUGGACGCAGAUCGCCUACGACGAGGAUGAGACCCGACUUGAUGUCGGAAUUGAGUCAGCAAGAUGCGGCACUACUGUCGGAAGGUGUGCAUCGGAUGGCAGCAAGAGACGUUGAGUUAUGCUGGGUAGUUUUUCGAGUGAGACAACUAAGCACCAACGGAAAAUAUGCUAGACUGCUGAAGAUCAUGUUCUCUAAUCUCCGUCGCCGGCGUCUUAAAUCUGUCGAGUUUGCAGCAAGAGGGGAGCAGUAGUUGUAGUAGUUCGUCUACUGCAGUGCAGUUUGCAGCGGCUGUGGACCGUACUAGAUACCAAGAGGGUGAGCUCGCUGCAAUUGCUGCCUCAGACGCAGAGCAAGUGCCCACUAUACCAUCGCGUACAUCCUCACGCUUCGGGGCUCUGAGGAUCCAGACCGAGCAGGAGGGGUCACCUAAGCAACAAGGCACAACAGUUCAUAAACAUGACUCACAUGAUCCAGGAGGAGCUUCAUCAAGCCAAGUACAACAGCUUGAUGGUGCGUACUAUAAUGAGUAUCACCUCCAACAUCGACGCAUGAGUCCAUCAAAUGUUGCACAACAUCAUGAUCUUCUCCAACAACAAGAAACUUUAGAAGAUCAGGGUCAACAUCAAGCGGGAUCACAACGCGCUCAUCAUCCAACGAUUGCACUAGCAGCUAACGGACGGGGCAAUUUAGAUCCUGACACUACGGAGUUUGUCGUGGGCCGUCCGUCGCUAGGUCCUUCUACAGGAGGUUCGUCUGGUGGAGGGUCCAGGGGAGGACAUCUUCAGGGAGAUCCAAUUAGAGAUCAUCCGUCUCAGCAUCCUCAUCCAGGAGCCGAGGAUCUGACUAUGAUGGAAUGCCUCCAAGCAGAAAUCCAAGACCAGAUGUUACUACGGUUUCGUGUACGUUUGUACGCGAAGAUUCUGGCUUCUUUGCUCUUGUUCGCAGCACCAUUGAUCUGGCCAGCAACGACCGCAGAACACUCGGUGGGUCUUUUUGCGAAUCACUACCGAAUCUCAAGGGACGAAGCAUCGUACCUAUUGGAAAUCGACGAGGACAGCAGCAAUUAUGGAACAAUAAGUGAAGACUGACUGUAAGACUUAGACCAUUUAAAAACAAGCACAAGGUGGUCGUGGUACUAGCACAACAUUAUACUGAAGAAGAAAACUGUACAUUUACUGAAAACUACAUACUAGUAAAGGUGGUACUAGCACAUACUGAAAACUGCAUACUGUUACUGAAAGAUCAUGUAGCAGGUGGUACUAGCACAUACUGAAGACUACAUACUGUCUUACUGAAAGGUGAUAAAACUAAGCUUCUCACAUUGUCUAAAAGAUAGCGGUUCUGGAGUCGCCUCUAUCGAAAAUCGCUUUCGUUGGUGGCCUAGUCUAUGCGCUUCUCGAUGUGUCGGAAUGGGCAGUGUUGACUACAUUUUUUCCGCAGUCUGACCGAUUACAACCACGCAACAUCAAAGACGUGGAGGCAAGUAAUAAAGCUUUGCACUUGGGGAUGCUGAGCUUUGCGGUGCUGUUGGCGCUUUUAUUCUUCCAUGUCAGUUGGAAUCCGUUUAAUGUUGUUAUGGAUGGGUCUCUUUUCGUUUCACUCUGCUUGUUCUUGUUGUGACAUGUUGCCAUGUGACAUGACAUGUGAAGAGGUUCAGAACAGCAAGCAUCAGCAGGCAUUCCCCUGAAAUUGCUUGCUUUGACUAAAAGGCUAGUGCGUUCUCUAACAUAGAGUUGUUACGUCGCCAUGUGGAGCAUCACAGCAGCACGGUAUCAAAGCAGGGUUUAGAGGCCAGUCGGGAUGCCAAGAUUGCGGAGAUUUUGUCCGUCGCGAGCGACUACUGCCUGUGAAUAGGAAAAGGAGAAGAUGGGAACAUAAAUUGGUCGUUGAAUUUUUACAGAAUAAAAAGAAAGACACGUAUUCAUUGUUUAGCCCAAAGUUACUUCGUCUCAGAUUUUGUCGAGUAACUCAGAAACUCAUUGAGUGAUUUGAUGGCACCAAGAACUUCGAUUUUACUAAGCAAAACCGAGAAAUGGUUACACUUCAGCUUCAACACUAUUUGUUCCUUACGUGUUAGAACUAAGUACUUGACUUCAUGCGUAGACUAGAGACAACUUUUAUGCAGGGAUAGAUUUGAACAGUGACUGUAAAAAUGAGAAAAACCAUUUUGGAUUCGUGACAGUUUCAGCUCGGCUUGCACAGUGAUAGAUUGUCCUCGAGUUGUACUUGGAUC